AUGGAGUGCUAUGUAUGCAGGAAUCAGGAAGGGAAUAAAGAUAAGUGCAUCAAGACCACAAUGCAAUGUCUAGAAGACGAACACUCCUGUAUAACCAAUAUUUCAUAUACGAUUCCUCCCUAUUGGUCGCCAAUGGGAGAAAGAACUCACUUUUUAUGGAAAGCUUGUAUUUCUACAGAAGAAUGUGAGCGUCAAAAAGAAAUUGCUGGUAAAACUUGUCAACGUGAAUGGUAUAUGGACUGGAGAUGUGUGGAAUGUUGUCAAGGUGAACUGUGUAAUUAUUACGCAACAUUAUCAGGGUGUCGAAUUUAUUGGGAUAAAAUUUUAAUUAUUUCAAUCAUGGUACCUAUUUUAGCGUAUCAUUUGUUUUAA
Messenger RNA from Schistosoma rodhaini, 372 nucleotides. Lineage: Eukaryota; Metazoa; Platyhelminthes; Trematoda; Strigeidida; Schistosomatidae. The record is from the annotation of a GenBank genome assembly.